This is a messenger RNA of Mercenaria mercenaria, 2476 nucleotides long. RefSeq lists its product as uncharacterized. The record is from RefSeq and is a predicted model, not a curated record. Lineage: Eukaryota; Metazoa; Mollusca; Bivalvia; Venerida; Veneridae. Gene Ontology annotation, cellular component: nucleus; spindle microtubule; cytoplasm. The transcript is spliced from 7 exons. Gene Ontology annotation, biological process: regulation of cell cycle; negative regulation of apoptotic process. Gene Ontology annotation, molecular function: cysteine-type endopeptidase inhibitor activity involved in apoptotic process. The annotation marks the transcript as partial.
AUUGUGAUUGCUUGCUGUGGCACAAAAGGGAGUAUUGAAAUGGGAAGUCUAAAUAAACUGGAGGAUGAUGUCCAGUGGUUUAGAGUAGAUAUUCCAGAGAAUACUGAAAGACUUACAUCACUUCAAAGAAUAAGGAUAUUGUCAAAGAAAACCAGAAAAAACAAUAGGAUUUUUGUCCACUGUAAAGAUGACAAAGCUUUCUUUAAGUUUCUAGGAGAAAGUUCAACUUUCAGUUUAUUUGAGGGAAAGGAACUGACCAGUGAUCCUGAAGUAUUUGAAUAUUUCAUAGUACAGGAUGGUAGAGAGAUACUGGUUUGUGAAAAUAAUGGGGAAUUAUUUGAAAACAUGUUCCCAAAAGGCAGAGGAAGAAAAAUAAAGUAUACAGCUUUGCUUGAAAGGACUGUAACAGUUAAAGAAAUGAAUUUGUAUCACCCAAAGUCUGAAUUUACCAAGUGUGUAAAUUACAAGGUUGAUUUUAAACAUGAACUCAACAAAAUGUGCAUCAGUGAUAACAUACAAUGCCUGAAACCUUCUGAGACUAAUCAUAUAAAUGUUGCAGCAAUUCUUUUGAAGACUGGUACAAACGUGCUUGAUGACACAGAAGAUCCAGCGUUUGGAAUGUUUGGCACCACGGGCAAGAAAGUCAAAUAUAGAGAUUUUUCAAGAUGUAAACCUGCAAGAAAGCAGUAUGAACUGGGAAAGGAGGCAGCUGUAGAUAAUAUUUCGGGCAAACAAGAAGUUGAACCAUGCUUUUAUGCAUAUCCUGCUGGAAAUGUGAAAACCUCAGAUGAAGGUACAUCAUUAAUAAAGACUUUACCAUGUUUAGAACCUGACCCUGAACUGAAAGAGAAAUAUCAGCAAUCACAACCAGAUGAAUGUUUGGAUACUGCAUCAAAGCAGACUGACUUUAAUUUUGCGGUUGAACAUGGAGAACUUUCUAUAAAAUCUGAAGAUGGCUCAAGAGGAACACAGAAAAGGCUUUCAAAGGACAAAAAGAAAAAUACAACUGAAUUAGACAUAUUUGUAGAAAGUGAUAAAUUAGAUUCAAGUAAGAAAGCAGAAAGAAAGAGAAAAUCUACAGCUAAAAGUAAGUUAUCCAGAAAAGUUGCUAAAAGCAAAGGUAGGGGUUUUAAGAAGAGGAAAAAAAAUAGCAAAAAACGAAGAAAAAAGUCCAGACGUAAAAGAAAGAAACAAUUUAAAAAUAGAAAUGAUUCAUCAAAAAAACAUACCAGAAUAUAUAAAGAGCAGGAGAAGAAGUUGAGAGAGUUAACUGAUCUAUGCUGCUGUAAAAUGCCCCUUGAGGUGAAUGCUUACUUAUACCCUAUCAGAAGAGAAAGGGAAGGUGGGGCAUCUCAUAAUCCGGAAAAUCACACAGUUGGAAAUGCAGAUGCUGAAGAAAUCCCAAAUCAGUCUACAACUGGGGCUACAGAUGAUGAAACCCAGCAACCUGCCGCAGAGCUGUCUCCAACAGAGGGAUUGAAUGACAAUGUCCAAGUCUCUAACCUGCCUGAGCCUGAAGUUACUAACAAUGACCUUGAAUAUGGACAGAUCCUGACAUCAGCAGACUCAAUAUUUCAGAACAAUACUCGUAUCCAAACCACAAACCUGGCGACUGCAGAUGCAGAGAGGAGUUUAGUAAAUAGACUCGGUGGAGAGUUACAUGAAAGCAGAUCCAGCCAACCCCAGGCACCACCAAGAUACCAUCAGUUUGCUGAUCAACCUUCACGACAGAGGUCCUUCUCAAACUGGCCUUCCACAACUGGGCAGAAUCCAUCUAGAAUGGUAGCUAAUGGAUUCUUUUACACAGGGAGAUGUGACUUAAUAAGAUGUUUCCAAUGUGGGAUUAGUUUGAAGGACUGGUCAGUCUCAGAUGAUCCCCUCAUUGAACAUAUAAAGCACUCGCCAAAUUGUCAAUUUCUGAAGGAUCUCCUUGGACAAGAAUUACUCAAUGAAUAUAAACACAUUCUUACAGCCUGCAGACAGACACAUACCAAUAGGUAUACAGCAGUUGCAGAUAACCAGGAACCUCGAAUUGCAAGAGUAGGAACCCCAGAGUACUCCCAGCAUGAAGCCAGAAUACAUUCCUUUGCCAAAUGGCCGGCAUUCUCACAGCAGUCACCACAGGAUUUGGCUGAUGCUGGCCUGUUCUAUACAGGAUUCAGAGACCUGUGUCGCUGUUUCACCUGUGAUGGAGGGCUGCAGCAUUGGGAAGCUGAUGAUGACCCUUGGAUAGAACAUGCACGCUGGUUCCCACAAUGUACGUAUGUGAGGCAUGUUAAGGGGCAGGAAUACAUCAAUAUGGUGCAACAAGCUGCAGCACAAGCUUUUGAAGAAGAGAAUCCUGUGGGUUCAAUUCCUGAGCCAGGACAGUUUCAGAGGAACACACUUGCUGAAGCACAGAGGCAAGAUGUAGGACGGGUCCUCCCACCAGACACCCCACCUGAAGGAGAUAUUUUUACUCUUGACUGCCAGGCAU